GGUUCCCAGCAUGCCCGAAGGGCUGCGCCCCAGAGCAGACGUCCCACAGCCCUUCCCACCUCGGAUCUCUGGCCCCCCCCUCAAAAAUGGCGAGUGAGGCUGCGGGUACUUGCUGAGCAGCGGAGGCUAGCGUGCAAAGCCGCUGCGGCCCUCCACGUCCGGAGCCCGACUGGGGCCGCCGCAGGGAACAUGCACUUUUCCAUUCCUGAAACCGAGUCCCGCAGCGGGGACAGCGGCGGCUCCGCCUAUGUGGCCUAUAACAUUCACGUGAAUGGAGUCCUGCACUGUCGGGUGCGCUACAGCCAGCUCCUGGGGCUACACGAGCAGCUUCGGAAGGAGUAUGGGGCCAAUGUGCUUCCUUCAUUUCCCCCAAAGAAGCUUUUCUCUCUGACACCAGCUGAGGUAGAACAAAGAAGAGAACAGUUAGAGAAGUACAUGCAAGCUGUUCGGCAAGACCCCCUACUUGGAAGCAGUGAGACUUUCAACAGUUUCCUGCGUCGGGCACAGCAGGAGACACAGCAGGUUCCUACAGAGGAGGUCUCCUUGGAAGUGCUGCUCAGCAAUGGGCAGAAGGUUCUGGUCAAUGUGCUAACUUCAGAUCAGACUGAGGAUGUCCUGGAGGCUGUGGCUGCAAAGCUGGAUCUUCCAGAUGACCUGAUUGGAUACUUUAGUCUCUUUCUAGUUCGAGAAAAAGAGGAUGGAACCUUUUCUUUUGUACGCAAGUUGCAAGAAUUUGAGCUGCCCUAUGUGUCUGUUACCAGUCUUCGGAGUCAAGAGUAUAAGAUUGUGCUAAGGAAGAGUUACUGGGACUCUGCCUAUGAUGAUGAUGUCAUGGAGAACCGGGUUGGCCUAAACCUGCUUUAUGCUCAGACAGUAUCAGACAUUGAGCGUGGGUGGAUCCUGGUCACCAAGGAGCAGCACCGGCAGCUCAAAUCUCUGCAAGAGAAGGUCUCUAAGAAGGAGUUCCUGCGGUUGGCUCAGACGCUGCGGCACUAUGGCUACUUGCGCUUCGAUGCCUGUGUGGCCGACUUCCCAGAGAAGGACUGUCCCGUGGUGGUGAGCGCAGGCAACAGUGAGCUCAGCCUCCAGCUCCGCCUACCUGGCCAGCAACUCCGGGAAGGCUCCUUCCGGGUCACCCGCAUGCGGUGCUGGCGGGUCACCUCCUCUGUGCCUUUGCCCAGUGGAGGCACAAGCAGCCCAGGCCGUGGCCGUGGUGAGGUACGCCUAGAACUGGCUUUUGAAUACCUCAUGAGCAAGGACCGGCUACAGUGGGUCACCAUCACCAGCCCCCAGGCUAUCAUGAUGAGCAUCUGCUUGCAGUCCAUGGUGGAUGAACUGAUGGUGAAGAAAUCCGGUGGCAGUAUCAGGAAGAUGCUGCGCCGGCGGGUAGGCGGCCCCCUAAGACGCUCAGACAGCCAGCAAGUAGUGAAGUCCCCACCACUGCUUGAGUCACCUGAUGCCAGCCGGGAAUCCAUGGUCAAACUCUCAAGCAAGCUGAGUGCUGUGAGCUUGCGGGGGAUCAGCAGUCCCAGCACAGAUGCCAGUGCCAGUGAUGUCCAUGGCAAUUUCGCCUUUGAGGGCAUUGGAGAUGAGGAUCUGUGAUCUCUGGUGCUCAGAUGUCUGCCCUCUCCCCUGGAGGAAUGUUCAGAAACUUGCCCUGUGCCUGUACCCCCAAGCCAGGGGGUCUUUUCCUUCUUACCUUCCCCUUUUCUCCUCUUGGCCAGGGGCCUCCUAACCCACUUUCUCUCCCCAAGGGUUGGCUGCACAAAGGAUUGUCCCCUUUUCAGAGCUGGCCCUCAAAGCCAAAUUAGCAUUUAGUUUUUUGCACAAAAUCGAAGGGACCAUGGCUGUCUGCCUUGGGGAGGUACCUUAGCUUCCCCUGGGCUCCUUCUGGCCUAUCGGGGCCAUGGGCCAAGGGGAUAGGCAGAGGUCUGUGUGUGGUCUGGCCCAGCUCCCCAUCAUUAAACUCAGCCUGACUGCUGCCUA
Molecule: messenger RNA, 1986 nt
Organism: Manis pentadactyla (Chinese pangolin)
Lineage: Eukaryota; Metazoa; Chordata; Mammalia; Pholidota; Manidae
Gene: SNX17
Product: sorting nexin 17
Exons: 15
Coding region: 190-1602 (470 amino acids)
Biological process (GO): intracellular protein transport; signal transduction
Cellular component (GO): early endosome
Molecular function (GO): phosphatidylinositol binding
Source: RefSeq, a predicted model, not a curated record